AUGGAAAACGUCCACUAUGGCUAUGCAAUAAGAAGUAUAAUGUAUGCGAUGCUUUGCAUGCGUCCGGACAUUUGCCAUGUCGUGAGCACGGUAAGCCGUUAUCAAAGUAAUCCUGGACAAGCUCAUUGGCAAACUGUCAAGAGGAUUAUGAGAUACCUGCAAGGAACAAAAGAUUUAGCCCUAUUUUACCAAGGAGGGAAUAUGAAGUUGAGAGGAUAUAGUGAUGCAAACUGGGCAAGCGAUAGAGAUGAACGCAAGCCCACCUCUAGUUAUGCUUUUGUCCUUGGAGGUGGAAUUGUUUCUUGGUGUAGCAAGAAGCAAACUUGUAUUGCUCUGUCCACAAUGGAGUCAGAAUAUGUUGCCCUUGGAUCAGCUGUUUGGCUUAGGAGAUUUCUACAAUAG
Molecule: messenger RNA, 402 nt
Organism: Pyrus x bretschneideri (Chinese white pear)
Lineage: Eukaryota; Viridiplantae; Streptophyta; Magnoliopsida; Rosales; Rosaceae
Product: secreted RxLR effector protein 161-like
Exons: 1
Coding region: 1-402 (133 amino acids)
Source: RefSeq, a predicted model, not a curated record